AUGGCCCCAACUCAGGAUUCAUCGAGCCAAUCAGAAGAACCGAUCAAGCCGAGUUCCGCCAAGGUCGACGAGACCAGAAGCGGUCAGUCCUCACAAGACGAAGAUGGCUUUAUCGACAUCCAGCCAGAGGACGUGGAAAUGCAAGAUAGCCAUUCGGAUGCUGUUGCUCCACCUCCGAAACCGCCCUCUGACUCAUUAGAGCUACAGCGUAUUAGUCAUUCCGACAAGGCUGAAGAGGUUCCAGACGAAGAAGACGAUUCUGAGGACGACCGUGAUUUCAUGGCCAAUCAUCCCUUGUUGAACAUGCUGACCGGGCGCCUGGGAGCUCGUCGACGAGGCUCUUCGCAUAAAUGGGAUCACCUUCAUCCUGAAAACCAAGCACUGUCUGUAUCUGACGUGGACCAGUGCACCUCGCUUGAGGACGCGGCCUUUUCACCGCAGGAGAGGGCAACUCGGGAGAAGUUUCAAUACCGUCUUACCAGAUGUCCCGAGUUGAGUUUAGGGCUGUUCACCCAACCGACAAAAGCAGAGGCGAAGGAUGCGUCCACUCCGCCUCAGCGACGCCUAAUAGCGCAUAUCGUCUCGACCAGGACUCCUGCGCCUUGUGUUACUGAGGCUUCAAUGGGCAUCCCUUCAAACUGGAGGACGAGGCGGUCUUCGCUACCAACCGGCGACGAUGAGGAGCCUCUGGGGCACCAAGACAUGGGUGGAACUAUCUGUGUCCAUUCUCUGGCGGUGACACCCGAGUUUCAGAAAAUGGGCCUGGGCUCGAUCUUGAUGAAGUCGUACAUCCAACGUAUGAAAGAUUCCAAGAUCGCUGACCGGAUAGCGUUGCUUGCUCAUGAUCAUCUCGUUCCAUUCUACACAGGGUUGGGAUUUGCAAACAUGGGACCAAGCGCGGUGACAUCUCAUGGUGGCAACUGGAAUAAUAUGGUGACUCUCAGCAUCAUGACUGUGUGCCAGAUUGGACUAACCUGA
Molecule: messenger RNA, 978 nt
Organism: Fonsecaea multimorphosa CBS 102226
Lineage: Eukaryota; Fungi; Ascomycota; Eurotiomycetes; Chaetothyriales; Herpotrichiellaceae
Exons: 2
Coding region: 1-978 (325 amino acids)
Cellular component (GO): cytoplasm
Molecular function (GO): aralkylamine N-acetyltransferase activity
Source: RefSeq, a predicted model, not a curated record